This is a messenger RNA of Lingula anatina, 1541 nucleotides long. Its product is annotated as hemicentin-1. Lineage: Eukaryota; Metazoa; Brachiopoda; Lingulata; Lingulida; Lingulidae. The record is from RefSeq and is a predicted model, not a curated record.
UUGAGUCGUGACCUAUAUUUGAUAUUUCUCACCUGCUUGUUACCUGUGUCUAUUGUUUUGAUUCGGGGCCAGUCUUACAUUGUACUCGAGGUUGUUGUUACCUUAAAGGGACUUUUCCCUAAAUCGGUGAUGUUUUCGGAUAAUAUAAGCGGCAAAUACCAGUAAUGGCGGACCAACGCAUUUUGAAUCAGGAUCUUUGUAAAAAGUGUGUGCUUCUAUUACACGUAGUUGUUAUACUGGUGACCCAAUUAUCGUUAACGACAACAGUCACAAUAACAGGUGUGAGCAAUAACCCGGGGUCUGGGAGACGGUAUCUGCUGGCUGGGGACACCCUUGACCUAGAGUGCUGGAGCCGGAGAGAAAACGAUUUUACUCUGGAGUGGUUACAUGAUAAUGAGGUCAUCAGGGUAGGACAAGAAAACCCUUCCGUCCUUUCAACCCAAGGGUAUCCCGCGACCCACCCCAAAGGCAGGACGAAACUCCAGCUGGAGUGGAGAAAUGUCGACCUCAACCAAACCGGGAGUUACUCAUGUAAAGAUAUAUAUGAAGAUAUGUUUAUUAGAAAAGUGACUGUGAUUGAUAUAAAACCUGAAGUCAUGAAAGUAGGGUCUCCCAUUCCUGACGGUACAGUGGCUUUGAAAAUUCGGUGCAAUGUGUACGGCAUUCCAAACUGGGCCUACGCUAUGCUGCGCUGGUUCAAAGAUGGCAGAGAGAUUUCCAGCAGCGACGAAAAGGGAAAACUGGAAAUGAGCGGCAAUGAAAAUUAUAUAACUAUAUAUGAUCCAAGCUCCUCAGACAAGGGAAAUUAUAUGUGCAGUCUGAGUACGCUGGGCAAUGUCAUAGAACUCUUCAACAGGACCGUAUACGUAGGAAGCGAAUACGUCGGAAACGGCAACCAAAUAUGUACCCAUUGGAUAUUGGUAUCUGCGAUUGCAGUGGUGGUUUUACUUUUAUAAACCAUUGUUCAGUAAUUUAUUCAAGAAUAUGUAUGUUUAUAUUUAUUUUGCGACCAUUGAAGUAUAUUAAGACGAAGGAGGCCAGUUAUGAAGGUCAAUCGUCCUCUUCCACUCAGAAGUCUUGAAUACGCAGAACAAAAUCAUUUUCAUGAACAUUUUGAAGACGGAAUGGGUCCGCCCUUUCUGUCGCAACCCCUACAGCAAUGUUUCCAAGUUUUUCAGAAUUGCUCACGGAAAUGUACUCUUCGUCCUGUAGUUGUUGAACUGGUUCAGUAUUUAUGAAGUAAUUUAUGUAUACAGAGAGACUAGCAGGCACUUGAAGAGAAACAAAGCCACAUUACUCACAAAUAUGUCGGUGCUAUGCACUACUUUAUAUAUGACGCGAAUUAGGCUAUAUGUCAUGCAUUUUAUAGAAACUCGCAGGAGUCUCUUUUAGACUAUUUUUAGUAGUGUGCGUGUGCGCGUUUUUUAACUCCUAGAUGCGGCGACAAAGGCAAUACUGUAUUUUAGUUUCGUUUUGUAUUAAAGUUCACUUUUAUAAAGAAACGUGACGAAAAUAUAAUAAAUGAAUAUUGUUCAACGAUA